AGUUUAUAAUAGUUUGAAAGUAGAGUGACGCUCCUCGGGUUAGAAACGCGAGCAGUAUUCUCUUAUCCUGUGUUUCGAGUUUUUAAUUGGGGUUAAUCGGGUUGCUCGCCCGCACCUGACCUCAUAGUACACGCGUUACAUCCUGCGCAGCGCGCACCUUAAGGCAUUUUGAAGUGCAUCCGUAACGCUACAGAAGUUAAAUAUAUUUUCGACGUGAUUUCCUUGGCAAAACGGGACAUGGAAGAGCAGCCAGCAGAGGGCAGUGUGCCGUUGCAACGGUGGAAGACCAAGCUGAUCGACAUUCUGAGUGCAGACCCUGACUAUCUGCUGCAACACGCUCAUUCCUGCGGCCUGCUCACCAUGAGGAAGUAUAACAGCGUCAAAGCCAUGAAUGACCCUUCUGAGAAGGUGUGUGAGGUGCUGGACUGUGUGAUCCAGAAGGGGGAAGCUUCCAGCAGGGAGAUGCUGAACGUUCUGAGGAAGAAAGACAUGCUGAAGACGUUCCCGAAGCUAAGGAUUCUCAGGAAUCUCCGGCAGAACCCCAGAGGACCCAAACGGAGCAAAACGAGAAAUGAAGAAUGUGAAGAAAAUGUGCCCAACAAGAAACCUAAGCGGGAGGAGCUAGUGACAGACAGACAGCUGAUGCUCCUGGCCAAGGGUGUGGACCACUCCUGGAGGCAGCUGGGCAUCCUGGCUCUUGGUCUAUCCAACGUGCUGCUGGACCAGGUGGAGGAGGACAACCGGCAUCAUGUGGAUCGCGUGUUCGCCAUGCUGCGUUCCUGGCGCAUGCGAGAAGGCCGACGGGCGACGGCGGCACACCUGCACCACGUGCUGUCGCAGGGUGACAUCAGCCUGCUGCCCGAGAGCCUGGAUGUCCUCCUGUAGCCCCGGAUAAAUAUGCAGAAACUACACGUGCAUUUUUGAUUGAUGUAGCGAGCCUGUUAAAUGGGCAGUUAGCAAUACUGUUUUAUUUACAUUCCUUUUAUACAAAACAAAAUAUUUUGUCAGCAUUACUACACAUUUUCGCAAUCGGUAUCAUUGGAUGACAAGGACGGUGUGGUUUAUGGACACUUUCGUCUUCCAAAUUUCCAGAAAGAUCCAUAAAUCUGUGUAAGCACUCGGCAUACCCGUGGUCCCUGUGGAAUGUUCCAGCUCAGGGUGUCCUGGCAAGAAGUUGCAAGCUUUUCAUAAUGUAAAGGUCAAUAAUCAUAUGAUUUGUCAAGGAAACAAAGAUAAUUUGUAAUCUUUAUGAAUCAAUUUCAGAAAAACUUUUUCUUAUUUCUGCUGUUGGGGUGGCAUGGUGGUGCAGUGGUUAGCACUGUUGCUUUACACCUCUGGGACCCGGGUUCAAGUCUCCGCCUGGGUUACAUGUAUGUGGAGUUUGCAUGUUCUCCCCAUGUCGUCUUGGGGUUUCCUCCGGGUACUCCCGUUUUCCCCCCCACAGUCCAAAGACAAGCUGAGGUUAAUUGGAGUUGCUAAAUUGCCCGUAGGUGUGCAUGUGUAAGUGAAUGGUGUGUGAGUGUGCCCUGCAAUGGGCUGGCCCCCCAUCCUGGGUUGUUCCCUGCCUCGUGCCCAUUGCUUCCGGGAUAGGCUCUGGACCCCCCGCGACCCAGUAGGAUAAGCGGUUUGGAAAAUGGAUGGAUGGAUGGGUUUCAGCUGUUCCCACAGCGGAUCAUCUGUUUCCAUUUCUUCCUGUCCCCUGCAUCUUCGUCUUGCACAAUAAUAAUUGAUACUUUAUUGAUUGAUAUGAAAUCAUCUUUACGCCUCCCUCAAUAUGCUCUUUGUAGAGUAAGUUGUUCACAAAGGGCAGCCACCCGUAACAGCGCCCAGGGAGCUGGGGGUUCAGGGCCUUGCUCAAGGACCCGCAGAUGUGCUGAGGCUCUGGGAACCAGAAACCCUGUGAUUAUACACACACAGGCUUAGCCCACUGAUCCCCACACUGCCCCAACAUAUACAUGUUGGAGUACUUAUCUAAAUGGGGACCAUCUAUUCAUUUCUUUGGGGAAAACCCUACUCUCAGUCAGGACGACCUUAAACCCUUGUCCAGCUCUAACUUUAACUAAACGAAAUACAAGACUUUUGGCAUUUUUACUUUUUUUGAUUGCGCUUACAGAUUUUUAUAAAAUCUAUGUUAUCCAAACGGCAACCUGAAAAAUGUCCCCAAAUGUGAUCUAUAACACCCCCCCCCCCCCCCCCC
Brienomyrus brachyistius is the source of this 2197-nucleotide messenger RNA. RefSeq lists its product as uncharacterized. The transcript is spliced from 4 exons. The record is from RefSeq and is a predicted model, not a curated record. The coding region runs from base 238 to 885 and encodes 215 amino acids. Lineage: Eukaryota; Metazoa; Chordata; Actinopteri; Osteoglossiformes; Mormyridae. Gene Ontology annotation, molecular function: protein binding. Gene Ontology annotation, biological process: signal transduction; regulation of apoptotic process.